ACAAAAUCUGUUUACAAGAAUGGCGGACAACAUUUGAAACUGACUGGAAGGAAGCUCACAUAUUCCUAUCGUUGGACUGCAACAGGCUUUGGAAGGAAAGUCAGACGAUAUUACAAGAUGAAUUUGGAGGAAGAAGCUGAUUUCACUGAUGAUGAGAUCAGAUAUGAAUUAUCAAAACUAGGAUACCACAAUGUGCCAGAUAGCAGAUUGAAGGAAUUUAAGAAAGAUCUUAAAGUGCUAAUUAAACAUGAGUACAGCAAAGAGAGUUCACACAACAACAGCCUCUCAUCACAUCCUCCUCCAGACACAUCAGUUUCAACCAACGGUUUCCCACACAGUUAUAAUAGGAGUCCUUUAGAAGAAUCACGACAAAGAUCUACUACACAAGAUUCCUGGAGGAUACCGAAUCACCAAGGAGGUAAGGAGAACCGGUAUGAUAUUGGAACAGACCCCAUUCUGAGAAAACCUCUUGGUCCAGCCCCAAAACAGAUUGGUGGGAAUUUCUCCAUGUACGACUCAACACCAGACACCUCCCACCUCCAGUACAGAGAUGAUGUGUCUGAUACGGAUACUGAACGUAGGAUGGUCAAGCGUAAAGUGCUAAGGUAAGG
Messenger RNA from Mizuhopecten yessoensis (Yesso scallop), 611 nucleotides. RefSeq lists its product as uncharacterized. Gene Ontology annotation, biological process: cilium assembly. Lineage: Eukaryota; Metazoa; Mollusca; Bivalvia; Pectinida; Pectinidae. The coding region runs from base 118 to 609 and encodes 163 amino acids. The record is from RefSeq and is a predicted model, not a curated record. Gene Ontology annotation, cellular component: centriole; non-motile cilium. The transcript is spliced from 5 exons.